Nematolebias whitei (Rio pearlfish) is the source of this 2685-nucleotide messenger RNA. RefSeq names its product guanine nucleotide-binding protein subunit alpha-11. Lineage: Eukaryota; Metazoa; Chordata; Actinopteri; Cyprinodontiformes; Rivulidae. The record is from RefSeq and is a predicted model, not a curated record. The transcript is spliced from 8 exons. Gene Ontology annotation, cellular component: heterotrimeric G-protein complex. Bases 276 to 1385 code for a protein of 369 amino acids. Gene Ontology annotation, biological process: adenylate cyclase-modulating G protein-coupled receptor signaling pathway; action potential; phospholipase C-activating dopamine receptor signaling pathway. Gene Ontology annotation, molecular function: GTPase activity; guanyl nucleotide binding; G protein-coupled receptor binding.
CAGAGUGCUUUCAGCAGAGCAGGAGGCUGCACAUUCCUCUGUAGGCGCGGUGGACUUUCCCGAGCGGCAGGUUGUUUUAGUGGGGUGAAAGGCGUUUAAAGGCUCGGCACCAGCAGCGUCCAUGACAGGAGCUGCUAGCUGUUAGCCGCAGGUGGAGCGGAAGUGGGGGAAACACGGUGGGAGAUAAUGGACAAGCAGCCUGUACCUGCUGCUGUACAGAGUCCAGGAAGCUCGGAGCUCUGAUUGGAGGUUGAUUUCAGAGGUUUGCUCCAUCCAUGGCGGGCUGCUGGUGGUGGUGCCGCCGCACCUGCGUGUGCUGCCUGUCCGAGGACGAGAAGACCUCGGUUGCUGUGGACAAGGAGAUCCAGAGGAUCCUCAAGCAGCAGAAGAAGAAGGAGAGGAGGGAAAUAAAGAUCCUGCUGCUGGGAACUGGGGAGAGUGGGAAAACUACCUUCAUCCGACAGUUGAGAAUCAUUCAUGGCCGGGGCUUCUCGGAGGAGGAGAGGAAGGCCUUCGCCAAAUGUAUCUUCCAGAACAUCUUCACUGCCAUCAAAGCCAUGACCGGAGCCAUGAGCAUGCUCGGAAUCCCCUACGCCAACCCAGAGAAUGAGUCACAUGCUAAACUACUGCAGGAUGUCAACACAGUGCACGUCACCCAGCUGGAGCAGAGACACGUCAACGCAAUCCGCCACCUGUGGGCGGACUCGGGGAUGCGGAUCUGUUACGCCCGUCGCUGCGAGUACCAGCUCCUGGACUCCACCGAGUAUUACAUGAAUAACUUGGACCGUAUCUCGGCCCAGCACUACAUCCCGACGGAACAGGACGUGCUGCGUGUUCGAUUCCCCACCACGGGCAUCCACGACUACUCCUUCACCGUCAAAAACAUCACGCUGAGAAUUGUGGAUGUCGGUGGUCAGAAAUCAGAGCGUCGUAAGUGGAUCCACUGCUUUGAAAACGUCACCUCCCUCAUCUUCUUGGCUUCCCUCAGCGAGUACGACCAGGUCCUGGAGGAGAGAGAUUCCAUAAACCGUAUGAUUGAGAGUCUGGCUCUGUUUUCCACCACCAUCCAUUCUGUCUGGUUCCAGUACACUUCCAUCAUCCUCUUCCUCAACAAGACUGACAUCCUGGCUGACAAGAUCCGAACCUCAGACCUGAACAAAUACUUCCCCGGUUUCUCAGGAAAGAAGCAAAAUGUCCAGGAAGCACAGCAGUACAUCCUAAAAAUGUACGAGCAGCGGGCCAUCAACCCUGAAAACAAGAACGAGUGGAAGACUCUGUACCCACACUUCACCUGUGCCACUGACACCAACAACAUACGCAAGGUCUUCACCGAUGUCAAGGACACUGUGUUGCUCAAGUCUCUAAGGGACUACGGAGUCAUCUGAACUGAAACUGAGCUGUGACGUCCAAGAGGAAACCCAAGGCUCUCGUCUCUAUCCGGACUAUUUCUGAGUGAAAGCUCUGAAGGAAAAUAAGCUUUCUGUUUCCACAUAAUUAUUAGAACAUUUCGAAAACUUGCCUGUCCUCCUCACUGGGUUUUAAUGAAGAAGCAGGAGAUAAAAGGUACAAUUUUCCGCUUAGACGGCUUUUUCUCCUGAAUUAAUAAAAGCCCUUUGGGAGGACUGAAUCACUAGAAUCACCCUCAUGUUUCUCAGUUUGCAGCUUUUUCUGCACUUUUUUUUUUUUUAAGAUAGAAACAAGUUGAAGAAGCAUCUCUACUUCUAACUGAGGCAGUGAGAGAGAUGUUAUGAAGCGCCGCAAGGGCAAUAACAGUGUAAUGACGUUUAGAAGUAAAGAUGGGGCCACACAUGGGUGCACCAGGGCAGUCAUACACAUAUUAAAAGUUUCAAGUCCAUCCAACAGUUACAGCCAGGUAGGAUCAAUGCUCACACUUAAACACAUGCUGGAGACGGAACAUUUCCAAGAAAAUCUGUAAAUGGCUGCAGCAGACUUUUGUUUUUCGUCUUGAUGAGGAGCGCAACUGCCUUGAACAUGCACAGAAACCAGCCAGCGUCAACACAAACAUCAGUGUUUCGAAGCUGAAUGGGCACGCACUGAAUGUUGACGGUAAAUGUGGGUUGUCAGCUUUCACGUUUGAUAAGGAGUAGAGAUGAAGAGUUUCCUGUCUCCUUUUAGUGCUUUUCUGCAGAGAAAACACUUUUAACACAUGUCCUAAGAAAGCAGAGUCGAUCUGUUGAAGGCACUUGCAGCAACUGGUGCUUUUAUCCUUAUAAGUCAUCUGUUUGUGUUAUCAAAGUUAUUUCUAGUCUUCAAGUUGAAAAAACAUCCAAGACUGGUUCAAGUGCCUUAAGGGGGCUUUUUUUGUGUUUUCUUUUGUUCGUGUGAUUAUGGGAUUCUGCUACUUUUCAUUCCAUCUUAACAUCCAAACCGUCUGUUUAGUCUGUUGUCGCUGUUUUCUGAUGUGUUUUGAAUCAAAUCUUGAUAUUUUAGGUAGUGUCCAGGAAGAUGCGAACUUUAAUUAUUACGAGUCAAAGUCUGGCUGAUUAGGACGUAAAGGAGCUGAUCAGAAUCAGAAGAAGGUUCAUGAGGUGACUGAAGGUUUAAACCAAAGACUGCGACUACCUAGACUUCGAACCGGAACCUGGAAAUUGAAGCGAGAAUGGGAACGGCUUCUCUGUAAGUUUUAAGUCCCACCUUCUCCCUGUAAAUGAACAGAACAUUGCA